UCACGACAGGAAGGGAAAGGGGCGGUUGCUUGUUGACCAAGAGUUGGUUUCUUCGCUCUGACAGGGUACAAAAGUGGGAAAAUACUGCAAUAUAACCUUCGAAUUUUAAGAUUUGAGGUGCCGAGCAGUCUUUCCAACAUGUCAAAGACGAAAGAAAAACAGUUAGGUCUUCAUAAAGUUAUAAUGGUUGGGAGUGGUGGCGUUGGUAAAUCGGCCUUGACUUUGCAGUUCAUGUACGAAGAGUUUGUAGAGGACUACGAACCAACAAAGGCAGACAGCUAUCGUAAAAAGGUGAUCUUAGACGGAGAUGAAUGUCAAAUUGAUAUUUUAGAUACCGCAGGACAAGAGGACUAUGCUGCAAUUCGAGACAACUACUUUCGAAGCGGUGAAGGAUUUCUUUGUGUCUUCUCAAUAACCGAGCAAGAAUCAUUUGCUGCCACCACAGAAUUUCGAGAACAAAUUCUCCGAGUAAAAUCAGGGAACGAUAGCAUACCAUUCCUUUUAGUGGGAAACAAAGCAGAUUUAACAGACAAACGCCAAGUUACAAGCGAGGAGGCGCUUGAAAAAGCUCAGGAAUGGAAAGUACCUUAUGUGGAAACUUCAGCAAAAACUCGAGCAAACGUUGACAAAGUGUUUUUUGAUUUGAUGAGAGAAAUUAAAUCAAGAAAGAUGGACGAUGGUUCAAAGGAUGCUGGGAAGAGAAAGAAGAAGAAGGGGAAGAAAUGUGUGAUAUUGUGAAACAAAAAGUCUGAGUGGGAUUCGCAUUUAGAAAUUUUUUACACUAUAGUCUACCCUCAAAUGAAAAAAAAUUCUCAUUUGGAAAAUAGCACAAGUAUCUACAAAUUCUAGUUUUUUAUUUAAGCUCCAUUAUUAAUUCUAGUAAACAAUGCACAAAAAUUGAGUAGGUUAGCUCAAUGAAUUUUGCAAUGUAUAUUUUAUGCUGUUUUAAUGUUCACUUAGGUGGAUCAUCUGCAAAAUGGCAAACUGGUUAUUCGAUGUUAGACUCAUAACUUUGGCUUCUUUCAAGCAAUUUGACUAAAAGCUGACCUACCUCUAAAGGGAUUAUUUACCUAUACUAUGAUAUAUUUGGAUUACUUUUUCUGCAAGUAAUUAGUUAUUUAUGUACUUAUUAACUAAUGCCAUGUUAUCACAAAAACUUGAUUUUUCAGAAAAUUGGUCCAUUUUAUAUUAAAAAUUUUAGGAUCUUUUUAUAUGAAACACAAUCUGGGCAAGCUUUAAAUCAAAUAACCAAUUUGACAUUUUGCAGAUGAUGAUUCACUUUAAAAACAACUCAUGAAAAUUCUUUAUGUAAUAAUAUAGCCAUUAUCAAAUGAGCAAGAAAGAAAAAGGGAUGACAUUGGCAAAUGUUAUUUAAACUUUACAUAGACACAGGUAGCCCAACAACAUAAUUGUUAAAAGUAAUUGUUGGUCAAAAGAUCCAUGCCAAGAUAUGUGGUACUCAUGAAAA
Exaiptasia diaphana is the source of this 1468-nucleotide messenger RNA. Its product is annotated as ras-related protein O-RAL. Gene Ontology annotation, biological process: Ras protein signal transduction. The transcript has 2 exons. Bases 139 to 738 code for a protein of 199 amino acids. Lineage: Eukaryota; Metazoa; Cnidaria; Anthozoa; Actiniaria; Aiptasiidae. The record is from RefSeq and is a predicted model, not a curated record. Gene Ontology annotation, molecular function: GDP binding; GTP binding; GTPase activity. Gene Ontology annotation, cellular component: plasma membrane.